AAUUUCCAGGGGGACUCCUGAGGCUUGAGCCCGCCUUUGCGUAUGCUGAGCCUCCUUCCUCAUGACCUUUGCCAUGGGCAGAGUUCCUCACACUGGCUCCCAGCAUCUGGCUAACUCUUAGCUCUGUCUUUCUGCCUCAUGUCCCCUCCUGCGCCCAGGCCCACAUUCCUGCCUGUUCAGAGGAUGGAUAUUUCCAUCUGGUCAUCUGUCUGGGACCUUGUUUGUCCAGCCACAUUCCUUAGGAACCAGUGCUUCCAUGCUCUACGUGGCUUAGGUGGGAAGCUCUGAUCAUCACUGAUUCCUUUUUUUCCCUCUCCCCCAGAUACCAAAUUCAUUCACCUUUUACAAUCUAAACAAGUGAACAAGCAGAGCCCUAUGUUUUUGUCUUGCCUUAGUAUUACUCAAUCUGGUUGUGAUGAUUCAUUUUCUGUUUCAAUUUGACUAGGCCACAGUACCUAGAUAUUGGGUCAAACGUGAAUAUAGACAUUACUCCGAAGAUGUUUUUUAAGACUAGAUGGGCAAUGAAGUCAGUAGACUGUGAGCAAAGCAGAUUAUCCUCUUGGAUGUGGGUGGGCCUUGUCCAAUCAGUUGAAGAUCUUAGGAGAGAAAAGACUGAGGUCCUCCAAGGAAGAAAGAAUUCAGCCUGCAACCCACCUUUGGACCCCAGCUGCAACAUUACUCUUCCUUGGCUCUCCAGCCUGCUUGCCCACCCUGCUGACUUUAGAGGUGCCAGCUCCACAAUCAUGUGAGUCAGUUCCUCAAAAUAAACCUUUCUCUUUCCACACACACACACAGCCUAUAGGUUCAGUUUUUCUGGAGAACCCUGACUAAUACACUGUCCUACCUCCUAACUCAGCUCCCUGUUCCUGCGUUCACUCACUCCCCUCCAACCCUCUCCAGUGAGGCUCACUGGCUUUUUGUAAUGUUAAUUUACUCACAAAAUUUGCUGAAUCCCCUAUUGCUUAUUGAUGGACAGCUGUGUUUCCCAAACAUCAGAUGUUUGUGUAUCUUCACUGAACUUGACAUAAGUUUUCAAUGUCCCAGCUAUACAGUUACUUGUUUUAGAUUUUCCUUUGCAUGGACCCUUCUCAGAAAUGCUUGCAUUUUGACCGGAAUGUGUGCAUUUUUAAGAUAAAAGUUCUUACAGGUAUAUUGUGGGUUUUGGUGAAUAGGAGAAGAGCACUUUUGUGGAAGGGUUUUGGGCUUUGCUAAUUCCUUGCAACUCCACAAGCUGGUUCUCUUGAAUUGAAGCUAAAUGUCUAUGAUGCGAAGUCCCAGCAAGAUGGAGACAUAUGACACAGAUUUCUACAGCGUCUUGGGUCAUUCAAAACAGAGGCGGCUCUUUCUUGCCUCUUCAUCUGUGGAUGGGAGUGGGGAUGGCGAAAGUUUGGUCCCCUCUCUGGGGUAGGGAUGGAGGUAGGGAGUAUGAGUAAUGAAAGAAGAGGAAGAAGGCAAGAGACCAUCCAAGUUUUCACAACUCACUCCCUGGUGUUUGAAAAUACCCUAUUUUAUUAUUUUCUAGAACUGAUUUCUGCAACAUCUAUUCCGAGGAAAACACUGGAAAGAAAUAAGUAGUUCCUUUGCAUCAGUUAACCCCUUUGUUAAUGUUAAAUCACUUAGUCACUUCUGUGGGGAAUUAAAGAGGUUGAUUCAUGGUGAUGUGACCCUCCUGUUACUUCUGCUUCCUUUUUCCCUCUUGUAUAUCAAGACUCAGAGCCCUUGGGAAGGGCCUUGCUGCACCCAGAGGAGAACCUGAGAGGAACCUGUUGCUUUCAGAGAGGAAGGUGUUCACUGGCUUUCCCAAGGCAAGAGCGAUGAAAACAAAAUGAUGAGGAACUCAUUCCACCUCUCGGCGCUGCUCGAGCUAUUUUGGCAGGCUCAGAGAACAGUGUGUUCCCAACCAAUUUAUGAAGUUUGCAAGAGUUUGAAAAAAAAGAAAGGACAAGAAACGCUCCAUUCUCCUCAUGUCCCCUCUAGGGGCUCCUGCGCGGCUGCAGAAUGCCAGCGCCCAGGGCCGGCUCGGCCGCUCUCCUUUGCCUUCCUUCCCGAGACUGUGGGCUAGAGGAGCCUUAGAACUGAGCUUCUCAGCCAGCCCAAGUCACCUCUGCGGUCCCCAGCGAGGUCAGGGGAGCAGGCCAGGCCACAGGUCUGCUGUCUCCCAGCCUCACGCUCUUUUUCUAUGCCUCCUCUGUCCUUUCUCCAGAUUGUCUCUAGAAUGAGACUCCCACCAAGCCCUGAAGUCAGUGAGAGGCUGACCAGUGUAGAUUAGGAUUCCGCAGGGGAUUAGCAGAAUGGGCUGGAGGAGAGAGAAAGUGCAUCAGCAGCAGGCCUGGUGGGCAGGCGCCAUUGGAGCUGGUCUCCCUUACUGGAGAUGUUGUGAUGUCAGGCCAGGCGAGUGCUCCCCACGCGGGGAAGGAGGGGAGAAACAGGACAACGCUGAGGUGCUCGUCCUCUGGAUCUUUCCCCAAAGAAGGCUGCAUUGGUUUCUCUGGCACUUGCAAAAGCAGAGAGCCUGUGCGUUUCUGUGUGUCAGCCCCAGAACAGCACUCGUGACGUGUAUGCAUCUUCAAUGCCCUUCCAUCCAGAAGGCUCCCAGGGUGGGCCACUUCAGAGGCCUUAAUGGUUUUUGUCAUGGCCGUUGAUUGGGCCUCAUAUCUGAAGCAAUGAUGCAUACUUUGCACCUCUUGAGUUAAUCUGGGCCCAAAAGAAUCACAGGACAACAGUGAAAUGUUCAUCUCCCUGACACCCCAACAAAGUGGAUAAACAGAGCUCUGGGGCUAGGGGCUGGGAGCUGGGAGCCCAUGCCCUCCAUGCCAGGGCUUUUGCUGCGACCCCUGACAUAUACCCCCUGGGAAAGACCAUCGAAUCCACUGAGAAUGUACCUUUGCGCUAGUGGUUGCUGGCGUGUGCAGGUUGAUGGAGGAGCCUGGCUGCUUCUGUUUCCCAUGGCAACGGUUCAGCUCUGCAUGGAAGCAGGAACACGGAGCAUGGGUGUCUGGACCUCAGGCAGCAACAUCUUCUUAAGCCUCUGGGGGACAUAUGUGUCUCCAAGAAGCCCUGGAUGGAUGGCCUUUGCCCAGCAGGUGGGCGUCUGCUGUUUUGUCGCUUUCAUUUCCGUGGGCCUCCUCUCUGGGGCCUUCUACUGGUUCCUGUCCUCACUCACCGUCUUCAUCACCUCCUGGAUGGCCACGUGCGUUCUGCUGUGCUGCUCCAAGCAUGCACGGUGUUUCAUUCUGCUGUUCUUCCUCUCAUGCGGCCUGCGUGAAGGCAGGAACGCUUUGAUUGCUGCGGGCACAGGGGUGGUCAUCUUUGGACACGUGGAAAAUAUCUUUCACAACUUUAAAGGGCUCCUGGACAGUAUGACCUGCAACCUGAGGGCAAAGAGCUUUGCCAUCCAUUUCCCACUUUUGAAAAAAUAUAUCGAAGCAAUUCGGUGGGUGUACGGCCUUGUCACUCACCUGAGUCUAUUUGAUGAUCUUGUGUCCUGGAACCAGACCCUGGAGGUCUCUCUUUUCAGUCCCAGCCAAGCCCUGGAGGCUCAGCUCAACGACACUACGGACAAAGCCCUGGGUGUCUUGUACCAGAUGGUGACGGCAACGGAGGUGCUGUGCUCCCUGGGGCGGCAGCUCCUUGCCCUUACAGGGCUGCUGCUGGUGCUGCUUGGCACUGGCCUCUUCAUGAAGCGAUUCUUGGACCCUUGUGGCUGGAAGUUUGAGAACAUCUACCUCACCAGGCACUUUGUUCAGCUGGACGAAAGGGAGAGGCAUGAACAGAGGCCCUGUGUCCUCCCGCUGAAUAAGCAGGAAAGGAAGAAGUAUGUCAUCAUCCCGUCUUUCUGGCUGACUCCUAAAGACAGGAGGAACCUGGGCCUGUUUUUCCUCCCGGUUCUUACCCACCUCUAUAUCUGGCUGCUGUUUGCAGCCAUAGAUUAUCUGCUGUACUCGCUCAUUUUCUCCAUGAGCAAACACUUCCAAAGCCUGCCAGGGCUCGAGGUGCGCUUGAAACUGCACAGACAGGAACAAGGGACUCAAGAUAUCAUCCAUGCUUCUUCCUUUAAUAUAUCUCUGUUUGAACCGACCUGCAUCCCUAAACCGAAGCUCCUUCUAUCUAAGACCUGGAUUCCUCUCAGCAUCAUUCUUGUGAUACUAGUGACUCUAGGACUGCUGUCCUCCGUCCUGAUGCAACUUAAAAUCCUGGUGUCAGCGUCCUUCUACCCAAGCGUGCAGAGGGAGCGCAUGCAAUACCUCCACGCGAAGAUACUGAAGAAAAGAUCAAAGCGGCCAGUGGGAGAAGUAAAGGGGAAACUGAGCCUGUACUUUACAAAGAUUCAUUUCUGGCUUCCAGUCUUGAAAAUGAUUGGGAAGAAACAAAUGGACAUUGCCAAUGAAGACAACCCAGAAGAGACCCCACACAGCUCUUCGUCUACCCUGUGCCAGCAGUCCUUCUCAAGUCUACAGAUGGCAGCCCUUCCUCAUCCCCAGCAAGAGAGAACUGCACAGCAGGAUCCUUCAGCAGCUUAAGUUUGCAGGGUCAAGCUACUUUUUCCAUAAAGGGCUCCCAGGAAGGCAAGGAGUGGUGAAAGGCCCCAAGCGAGGAACAGGACGAGCUGCUGGACCAAGGACAAGCCCAUCCACACUGGCAACAUGUGGCAGGUGUGUGGUAGACAGUUCUCCUUGCAGAUGUAAAAAUCCACCUUGGAAAAGAAAAGAUCAUGUGAUCCUGAACCACCAUUAGUGGGCCUCCUCUGAGUGUUUCUUAAUAUAGGUGACAGCUGAGAAAGAGACUGAGGUCGAGACACGUGCUACGAGGGGACUGAGAUGGAUUCUAAGAACAGAUUGGCUAGAUCCAUCUUCAUUAAAGUGAUGAAACCAGGUCGGGAGCCUUAAGACACAAAUGGGCCAGUCUAAUAAAAAUGACACAAUAAAAUGAAAUUAAAUGUGCACUGUGAGUGGAUAAGAAUCCGCCUGCCAGUGCAGGGGACAUGGGCUCAAUCCCUGGUCCAGGAAGAUUCCACAUGCUGGGGUGGGUGUGGGGAGGGAACUAAGCCCCUGAGCCUCAACUCUUGAAGCCCACACACCUAGAACCCAUGCUCCACAAUGAGAGGAGCCAAUGCAACGAGAAGCUGGAGCACCGCAACGAGAAGCUGGAGCACUGCAACUAGAAGCUGGAGCACCGCAACUAGAGAAGGCCUGCACACAGCAACAAAGACCCAGCAUGGCUAAAAAUAGGUAGAAGUGGUCUUACAUUAAAAAAAUAUAUACAUAAAUUUUUUAAAAAAUGGACCUUCUCAGGUACAAAAGGGAAAAACAUUACAUGCACUGUGACUUUUGUACCUCCUUUUUCUUGGAAUGGUGUUCAGAUUUUCAUCAGUGCCAAGGGUGAGGUCGCUGCGGUCUGCCCAUGGCAAUGACCAGCAGGAGGAAGAGUCUGCCGAUGUAGGUGAGAGUUUGAGAGCCAUAUGUUACUUCAGGAACCAAAUGCUUUUCCUGGAGACUCUUUCCAGGGCUUUACAAUACACAUGGAGAAAAAAAGUUUUGAAAGGAAUCAAUGAACAUGGCUGGCUGACAAGGGAACUUGUUUCUUGGCAAAGACGUUGUCGAGAAAAUUUUUAUUUCUAGUGGGAAAAAAGAAAUCAUGCCAUAAUGUGUUUAAAUGCAGUUUUUAAAGUUAAUGUUCUGAGAAGACAAUGUUCCCUUAAUGUAAGACAUUCUAUAUCAGGACAGGAUGUAAACACACCGGGAACUGCCAGGGUUAGACAUCUGAAAAGGAUACAGCAAUGCUUGGUAAUGAGAGGCAGGCGAGCGUGGCAUCAUGAAGGAGCAAGUUGCCAUGGAGACAAGCCACUGAGUGGAACGUGGCCAUCUCGAGCACACACACCAUGUGAAGGGAAGGGAAGGAGACAUGCUAGAUGGUCAGGAGUUCUCAGGAGGGAUCACAGGGUGGUUCCACAUGAACUAUGUGGCACUAGAAGGAGAGCCAGACGCUGCCUGAAGCCACCAGAGAGGGGAAUAAAAUUCAUGGUUUUUUGGGUGUUUUGAACUUGACUUUACUCAUUUGUCUUUCAUUCGUUGGUUCAUUCCAACAGACAUUGAUCAAGUCUAAAGGCCAGGCACUAUGCGGGGUGGGUGAGGCUACAGGGAGGAAGCAGUGGUUCCAGGUCACAAGGAGCCUGCAGUCUCUGGAUGAGCAAGACCUAAACACUGUCCUCAUGUCCUGUUCCUGGGAAUCCAGCCUUUCUGUGCCUGGCGGCUGUGGUCCUAACCCAGGGUGUCUGCCAAGCUUCCUUCCAGAUCCAGUAGCAUCCUUGCCACCCCGCCUAGGAUUCCAGCUCCUUCUGAACUGAUCUUCUUGGCUUCCAACUCCAUCCUUACAUCAGACCUUUGUACUUCCUGGCAGCCUUUUGGGCUCAGAUAUCCACGAGCUUGUCCUAACCUCUUCCCUCCCAUGGCCUCCUGUUGAGCUUUCUCAGAACUUGCCUGCAGUGUCCAACUCAUUUCAUUGUCCUGAUUCUCCCAGCUCAGUACAUCUUCUCCAUGAGUUCUUGAAUGCCGUCCUAGCCUCCACUUGCCAUGCCUCUUUUGGGAUCUGGCUUUUGCAUGUGGCACUCAAUAGGGAUGGUACAAUGACUCAUAGUAAAUGCUCACAUUAUAAGCUCUUCCCUAACCCCAAUUGUUCUGCAUAUCAGUGAACUAUACCUCCAGCUUCCUCCAGUGGGACCCAGCAACACCUCCUCCUUCUCUGUGCCCUGUUAAACUUGUUCAGUUCUCAGUUAUUUUCUCCUUUUCUUAGCACCCUCCCCUCAAAAGUGCCCUUCUGUUAUGACAGUGAUCUCACCAGUUUAUUUUUAAGUCUCCUAUGGCCUUUACAAUCUCUCUCAUUCUGAGUCUUUUUUUUUUUUUUUUACUCAGAUGGUAAAGAAUACACCUGUAAUGCCGGAUACUGGGUUCAAUCCCUGGUUGGGAAGAUCCUCUGGAGAAGGAAAAGGCAACCAACUCCAGUAUUCUUGCCUAGAGAAUCCCUAUGGACAGAGGAGCCUGGCCAGAUACAAGUCCAUGGGGUCACAAAGAAUCAGACAUGACUGAGGGACUAACACUUUCACUUUUCAACUUCUAGAAUAACUGACGUUUUGUCCUGAAAUUGAGUUAAUAAUCAUAUUAUCCUCAUUACAUUCAUACUGUUUAAUUGUCCACAAGCUUCACUCAGCUCAACACAAUAAAGUAAGCAGGGCAGAUAUUGCCAUUUCCAUUUAUGGAUCAAGAAAUUGAGAUUCAAAGAGACUUGCCCCAGACCGCACACUGUGAUGAAAGCUGUCCUUUCACCCCAAAUCCUGGGCUCCUUGUCCAUGUCAGGUGCCCUCUGGUGCAUGAGGCACAACUUUUGGGGCUCUGAAUCUUUGCCUUCACCACCCCCACUCCCCACAAAUUAUUCUAAGAAUCUUUCCUUCUUAGUGUUAAACCAUUGUCCUCCAACGAAUUUCAAUAAAGAGAAAUACCUUCAAUUUUUCCUCUUUAAUUAGAUCCAUGACAUAAAGGUAGAUUCUAGGAUUCAGAAACUUUCAUUUUUCUUUUGUUGCCUAUAAGAAGGUGGAGGAGGAGGAGAAAAGGGAGGAGGAGAAGAAAAAAAUAAAAAAACACAGGAAGAAAAUCCUUUUUUUUUGACAACUCCUUCAAAAUCCCAACACUACUGGCAUAGUAUCCACUCCUAAGAAUCUUAGUAGCUUUUUGACUCCUUUCCCUACAACAGUUGCAUUAUAAGCUCCCUGAGGGCUGUGUCUACAUCUUCUUAAUGCACUGUAAACCUCUCUCCCUCUCAGCAGACCUACACCCAGUAAAUAUUGAUUGGAGGGGGUGCAGCGUGUUCUUUUAGAAAAGAGAAAGCAAGCGGUCUUGUUACUAAAAUUCCCCAGACGAGAGAAUGCUUUAUGGCGAGUUGACGGCGAGCUGGCCAUAAGGUGUAAAGCAACUCAGAGAAUUGUAAACCACUUAAGAAAAGAACACAGGCCCUGAGAGAAGGGGGAGUGGAGAAUAAAUAAUUCCCAAAUGUCUGUCUGCAAAGCUGUGAGUGGAGCCUGGACAGCUCCCAGGGUGCUGAUGGGAGGAAAUGCCCCUGGAGGGGGUGAGGUGGGCACUCACUCAGCCCUGUGGGGGCUGUACCUGGUCAAGAUGGAGACUUGACCAUCAGAGUCUCACUAGGUGAGAAUGGGAUGGGCAUAAACACGAGGUAUGGGGGAGUUCCAAUGGUGGUCUAGACACCUAACAGUGAUGCUGAAAACUCUUUGUCUGUGAACCUGUACCUAAUCAAAUCUUAGAAAGUAAUAGCGUUAUUGUUGGCCAGGGAAAGGGGAACACAACGGUCUCAUGCCUCAAAAACUGUGUGUCCCGACUCAGGAGGAUGUGGUGCGGAGUUUUAUAGCAAUGGUUCAAGGGUGGAGUUGCUAAUAAGGGUCAGGGUGUGUGCAGGGCCCACACUCCUUUAAUCUGGCUCGGGUGGUCUCCUCCCUUGUCUCUGCAUCCCCCCCUUCCCUGAUGAGCAACAGUUCCAAUCUGCCCUUUGCAACUCAAGAAAGGUCAUGGGGGCUGGAAUCUAUUCCCUAUAAACAAGAAACAGGGAGCACAGAAAGGCUUCUAUAGGCCCAGGAGCCCUAGAGGGUCCUGCAUGGUUUCAAUAAGGGCUUAAAAAAAUAUUACAUUAAUGGUCAAUCGAGCAUGUUUAUAGAAAUCAUUAAAGAAAAUGCCGAAGAUUCCAUGUUCUUGUGGAGACUACAUCCUAUUCUAAGAUGAAGAGCAAUGCUUGAAAAAGCCCUGUUAAUGCUUCCUAACUCCAACAGCUUGUUAUGGAGACCUCCGUUGGCUCAUAGAGCCACAAUGGCCUGUCCCCAGUGAACCUCCAUGGCGGAUGGCCCUGGAUGAGCUGACCUCUGAUCUUGCCAUACUGUUCCUUUUCCUAGAACAUACUUCUUUUUCUCCUCUGCCAAGUAUGACUGUCUUUAUCAACAGGAUUUAAAAUCCUUUUCUUUCAGCGAAUCUUUCCAGACUCAGACAUUUUCCUUUAAAUUGUCUCAGCCACAGUACUUUAAUUUUUGUUCACCAAGCCCAUUGUGAAGGUCUGCCUUGAGUAAAACAUUGUACUGGUGUUGUUUGGGGCACAAGCUGUUAAGAAACCGUCCCUGCCCUUGAGGAACUUACAAUUACAAAGCAGUUGCAAAUACUUUGAACAGUAAAUAUAACAUAGCUAUUUUAUCAUGCUAGAUUAUUGUAUAGACUAAAGUAAAAAGUGGGCAAAUAUAUUUCACAACUGGUCAUUUUUAAUUUUAUAAACUUCCCUAAUAUCCUACGGAUAGCUCCUGAGAUAAAUGCCUUCCUGACCCCUGAACACAAAUAAUGGUUUGCUCUUCUGUUCAUCUUCAUUUGUGAAUUAUUUCUCUUUUCUGCCUCCAUCAUCAUCAUCUUCUUUGUCUUCUUUUCCUGAGAUGAAUUCAUUGAGCACUUCUUUGUGCUACUCACUGUACAUUUGAGGGAUGGUAGCACCCAAAACUGAGGGACUUGGGGGGACUUCCCUGGUGGUCCAGUAGCUAGGACUCUGAGUUCCCAAUGCAGGGGGCCCAGCUUGGAUCCCUGGUCAGUGAACUAGACCCACAUGCUACAACUGAGGAUCCCACAUGCUGCAACUAAGACAGGCUCAGCCAAAUAAAUAAAUAUUAAACAACAACAAACAAAAACUGAGGGGUUUGGUUUGUGUUCUAUAAGCAGUAGGCAUUUAAUAGUAAAUGAUAGACCCACUGCCUUUUUCUUUCUUUUAACAUGUCUACAGAUACUGUCCAAAAAGAAGGAGAGGGAGAAACUGGGCUUGAUACAAAGAAAUCUAAUUAAUCUAUUUAUGCUUUAGGGGGGUUCAACAGCAGGUAAAUGAGAAACAAGGCAAAUAAAAGAGUAAAAACAGGUGGGGGGAGGGGCAAAGAGGACAGAAGUCACCUUCCAUAUCAUCUCAAUUAGUCCCUUCAAAAGCGCCCCAAGUGAGGAAGUAUUAACUGUUCCCUCUUUACCAAUGGGGAAACAGACUCAGGAAGGUCAAGUAUCUAGAUCGUCUGGUUCAAAUCCAGCUCUGUGACUUUAAAGCCUGUGACAGGCCCACAACCUCUCCCCCACAGGAUACUGCCUCCCCUACGGUGGACAGGCAGAGGGGAAGAGAAAAUGAGAAGCAGGUCCCAGGUGGAGCCGCAGAUGCCGGCCCUGGGAUCUGCUGGACCUGCAGGUGUCAUUGAGAGCCAGGCUCUGCUCAUCCUCCAUGUUUCCUCUUGUAGCUCUGCUGAUUUCUCAGCUGGUCCAGGCCUUAGGGCCUGCAUGCCCACUGACCUCAGAGUUCUCUCCAGGCCCGUGCUAUUCCCUCACCCUGUACCCAUUCACUCUGCCCUUCCAGUCUUGGCUUCCAUGCUCCUCCAGCUGUCAAAGGAUCUGGCACUCCUGAGCCUGGUGAGCUUCCCCAAAGAAAGGAACAGUCGAGACUUUGGCAGUCUCUGGGCAGUGUGCUGUUUAUUAAUUCAUCAUAUUCCUAUUAGCAGUGGUCCUAGCUAGCCUGUGCUGACCGCACAGUAUGGGCUUUGUGAUCCUCACAGCAUCCAUGUGCAUUAGGAAGAUGCUAUUAUUUCCACCUUAUAAAUGAAGGAACUGACGCUUAGUAAGAUCAAUUAAACUGCAUGAUGAAAAGGAGCUCAACCUCAUUAGCACUCAAGAAAAUGCAAAUUAAAUCUCCAAUAAGAUAACUUUGACAGGAUAAGAUAACUUUGUCGAUUGGCAAAGCUAGUAAGUUGGGAAAUAUCUAAAGUUGGUGAGAAUCUGGAGGAACAGAAACCCUUAGCCUGUUAUGGAGGGCAUAAGUUUCCACGAUGAAGAAGAGUUUGCCAGUAUCUAACUAACAGUCUUGCUCAAGGCAUUCACCUUAGAGAAACGUCCAGUGAACACAAGGAAAUCGGUACAAAAAUGCUUAGAGCUUGAUAUUUGGCAAAUCUAAUACAGUUAUGUAAAGUUUAAAAAUAAAAUAAAAUUAAAAAAAAAAAAUGCUUAGAGCAGUGUUGUUUGUAGUAGCAAGAUAAUGGAAACAGCCUAAAUGUCUAUCAAUAGGAAUGUGGAUGAGUAGACUGUGGGGUGCAGUUAUACUAGGAAAUACUGGAUAGCGAUAAAAUGGAUAAUAGCUAGCGCUAGACCUAUCAGAACAAAUAACUUCCAAAUAUGUGAACCAAACAGUACAUACUAAAAAAAAAAAAAAAAGCCUAGAAAAGACCUAUACAUCCUAUAUAAUGUUUUUUUUUUAAAUUUUGGCUGAGCAACAUGUGUGAUCUUAUUCCCCAAUUAGGAAUUGAACUCAUACCCCCUGCAUUGGCAGCACAGAGUCUUCACCACUGGACCACCAGGGAAGUCCCUAUAAUGCUUUUAUGAAAUUUAACUACAUACAAAACAAUGCUUAGAGAUACGUACAUAUAUAGCAAAGAUAUAAAAGUUGUACAUGGGACUAAAACACCAGAUUCAGGACAUUGGUUACCUUCAGGGAGGAAGGGGAAAUGAAUAGAGAGGUACACGGGCCUCUUCAGCUGUAAACUUUUCUUUUUUAAACAGAUAAUAGGUAAAUAAAUGUGAUUAUGUCAAUUUUUUUUUAUUUUGUAUGUUUUGAUAAAUUCAUGUUGUAUUUUAAUUUUAAAAACCACUUAAGUCCUCAAACUAGGAAACAGAAGUUUAGAUCCCAUACUUUUGCAUCCCAGUAUAUCAUGCUGUUUAUCAGAGGAAGUAGUGAAUAUUGAAAAAAAAAAAAAAAAGCUACUAAUUCCGUCUAGUCUUUGGACAAGACUUGAGAAUGUAACUGUUUAGUGAGUAAGGGACCCUUAUUUUGUGUACCAGAAGCAAUCCUGAAAAACAUGGCAUUGUUUUUCCAUCGCCUUAUGUCAUUAUUUAGAACUAUAAACAUUAUCAUGACAAAAUCUAAUAAGAGCAUCAAAGGGAUCCUGACAUUCAUUUCAAAUUAUUUUGUUGAUGCAGAUCCUAUGGUUAUUUCAUUCUCCUAAAGAAAUCCAUCAAAUACUAGCAAUGAAUCAGUAUUCUUCAUUUAAAGCCCUCCCUGGUCCCUCAGGUGGUAAAGAACCUGCCUGCCAUUGCAGGAGAUGCAAGAGACUCAGGUUCCAUUCCUGGGUUGGGAAGAUCCUCUGGAGGAGGAAACAAAACCCACUCCAGUAUUCUUGCCUGGAAAUUGCAUGGACAGAGGAGCUUGGAGGGCUACAGUCCAUGGGGUUGCCAAGAGUCAGACAUGACAGCGACUGAAUCAAUCACCACCACCACACUAAAAUACUCCAUAAAAUUUAUCCUUAUUUUGUUGAAAGUUCACACUAACUUUAUCAGUAUCAAUCUAGGAACUUAGCAGGAACUCCUUCAUGUCCUCCAAUAAUGAUCCAUCAAAUGCCCAACGGUUGACACUCUGGUAGAUGCUGGGGAAGUAACAGUGGACCAGACGGUCCUUCCCUGAACAAGUGUUCAGUUUCCUGGAGGAGGCUGACAGGUAAAACAGGUAGCUAUGGUAUUAUGGGAUCAGGUACAGGGUGGCCCUGAUAUGGAGGGUCAGAAAGUGGACCUAACCCUACCAUGUUGGGUCUGGGGAAGUCUCUGAGUGAGGGUGAUAUUUAAGCUGAAUUCUAAAAGAUGAGUGAAAAUUGGCUUCUAGAUGAGAAAAUAACAAUACUUUCUUUUCAGAGAAUUUGAUCAUCGUAUUGUCCAGUUUUUUAUUGUCAUCCAACAUGGAGAAGAAAAGUGGUAAGAUAUUUUAAGGUAUCUUUCACCCGAGGAAAAAAAACCCUGUGAUUCUUCUGUAGAUGUAUUGUUGUUGUUGUUCAGUCACUAAGUAGUGUCUGACUAUUUGCAACCCCAUGGAUUGCAGCACACCAGCCUCCUCUGUCCUCCAC
Molecule: messenger RNA, 12940 nt
Organism: Bubalus bubalis (water buffalo)
Lineage: Eukaryota; Metazoa; Chordata; Mammalia; Artiodactyla; Bovidae
Gene: DCSTAMP
Product: dendrocyte expressed seven transmembrane protein
Exons: 6
Coding region: 2802-4520 (572 amino acids)
Cellular component (GO): membrane
Source: RefSeq, a predicted model, not a curated record